This is a messenger RNA of Coregonus sp. 'balchen', 6077 nucleotides long. Lineage: Eukaryota; Metazoa; Chordata; Actinopteri; Salmoniformes; Salmonidae. The record is from the annotation of a GenBank genome assembly.
AUGUCUCUGCCGCGUAUGCUGGGCGAGCUGCAGCUGUACCGUGUGCUGCAGAGGGCCAACCUGCUGGCCUACUACGACACCUUCAUCCAGCAGGGUGGCGACGACUUGCAGCAGCUCUGUGAGGCUGCAGAGGACGAGUUCCUGGAGAUCAUGGCGCUGGUCGGCAUGGCAACCAAGCCACUGCACGUGCGCCGUCUGCAGAAGGCCCUCCGCGACUGGGCAGCCAACCCGGCCCUCUUCAACCAGCCCCUGGCCAACGUGCCGCUGGGCGGCAUCCCGCUGUUCAAGGUGGACGGGAUUGGUGCCAGCGGGACCGCCGCCGGAGGACCCAGGAAGUCCCUGAGCAACGGGCAGCCGGGGUCGCCGUUCGACAGGGAAUGCCUCACCCCUAUGCACAGCGGGAGCCCCAGAAGCCCCUGCUCCCAGGCCUCACCACAGCGCCCGGACACUCACUACAGGGACAAGCUGUCCCCAAUGAACCCCCACUGGCUCAGCCCAGAGCCGGACGGGAACAGUGCCUCGGCCUCAGCCUCAGGGAUGGACGAGGAGCAGCCCAGCCCACCUCUGCUCCCCCCUCGUACACAAGGUCCCUCCACGCCCCCGGCCUCCUCCUCCCUCUCCCUGGUGGUCCUCUCAGCCUGGCCUGGGGGCCAGCUGGAUGGGGAGACAGCACUGGCAGUGGGGGAGAGCGUUGACAGGCUCCUGAGGACCCUGCCCAGGUCGGACCCCAGAGAGGUGAAGACACUGCUUAGGAUGAACAAGAAGAUGGCCAAGACGGUGGGCCACAUCUUCAAGAUGGCACCCCAGGAGAUGGUCAAGGAGGAGGAGAUCCGCAAGUACAGCAUCAUCUACGGCCGCUUCGACUCCAAGAGGAGGGAGGGCAAGCAGCUCACACAUCACGAGGUGAGGGCAUCAGUGUUUCCACUACUAGAGUUAUCUGUGGACUAGUAUAUGUGUGAGGCUUGAGCCUUCCCACUGGGCACAGAUGUUAGUUCAACGUCUAGUUUUGAUUUGUGAAGUAACCUGAAUUCAACGUGAAAUCAAAAAAAAAAGUCACGUCAUUGGAUUUAGGUUAAAAGUUGGGUGAAAAAAACACGAAAUUCCCUUACUUUGAUGACUUUUUUCAAACCCAAUCAGUUUUCCACUUUGCUUCAACGUCAUCACAUUGAAUUGUUUUGUUCAAAUGACCUGGAAACAACGUGGAUUCAACCAGUUUUUGCCCAGUGGGUUGUCUUUUUUAAAAUCAUAGUGUUCAUAUCAUUCUAAUGUACACUCUUUCCCCUCUCACCUUAUUUGAUGUGCUCCUCAUGUUCAGCUGAUCAUCAACGAAGCGGCCGCCCAGUUCUGUAUGCGUGACAACGCUCUGCUUCUGCGACGGGUAGAGCUCUUCUCAUUGGCUAGACAGGUGGCGAGAGAAUGCGCCUACACCUCCACACUCAAGCAUGCCAGGUAAGGGCACGAGCUUCCAUAGUUUAGGGGCUUCCCCACCCCCGUCUGAUGACCUUCCCACCCUCUCACCUUCUGUCUCUUCCGCCCUGGUCAAAAGUAGUGCACUACAUACAGAUGUAGGAUCUUAAUCUGAUCACUCUUUUGUUGCUGAGAAUUUUCCCGCACAGCAGAAAAAGUAAACUUUUAGUUUAUUUGAGUUUUAAAAAGGCUUCUAAAGUUAGUAAUUUCCAAUUUCUGACUUGAUCUGCCCCAAUGAAAAAUGAAUCAACCCCUACAUUUACAUUUACAUUCUUGUCAUUUAGCAGACGCGCUUAUCCAGAGCGACUUACAGUUAGUGAGUGCAUACAUUUUUCAUACUGGCCCCCUGUGGGAAUCGAACCCACAACCCUGGCGUUGCAAGCGCCAUGCUCUACCAACUGAGCUACAUUCAUUAAAAUCCACAUAAUAAUUCACAUUUCCUGUUGCUGCAGGAUUAUUUUUCUGCUGAAGCAAACUGUCUCAAAUUAAGAUCCUACAUCUAUAGGGAAUAGGGUGCCAUUUGGGACACAGACAAGGAAACCCAAAUAUAGAGAGACUUAUGAUAUGAGAAAUGAAAAUAUUUUAUGUUCUGCUUUGCCUUGAAAAUAUAUUAUGUCCUGUUCUCAACCAGAUAUGAGCAUAGAGAAACUACUAUGUGGUUGCAGGCAGCAUAGGGGCGAAGAGAGAUGGAUGUCUAGAACAGAGGGAAAGCUGGGAACUCCCACAGCACACAUAGCUAAGCCUGUUUUUUCUGGAUUUUUGUUGUUGUUAUUCUGUCUCUCACUGUUCAAAUAAACCUACCAUUAAAAUUAUAGACUGAUCAUGUCUUUGUCAGUUGGCAAACAUACAAAAUCAGCAGGGGAUCAAAUACUUUUUUCCCUCACUGUAAGCUUUUUGUGCGUAUGGAACAUUUUUGGGAUAUUUUAUUUCGGCUCAUGAUACAUGUGACCAACACUUUACAUGUUGCGUUUAUAUUUUUAUUCAGUAUAUUUUAAUUGAAUAUAGUGAGCUACUACUCGCUAAUGAACAAACAGACAGUAGGACCAACUGAAUCCUGGAGUUUGCACAAGAGGAUUGCUCUUCUUUCACUUUCUUAUUAUCUAUUUAUCUUAUUACAGAACAAAUGCAGGAGACUGCAGCUUACCACCCCAAAAGAGAGUGAAACAUGAUGUGAGUGGGCUAAAAUCUCUAAACCCCUAACAAGAAAGAUUAAAACUAUACCAAACUCUCUCUCACUCUGUUUAAAUUAGUUAGUGAGUGUACAAAAGCUGUUUUGUCAAUGUAAUAUUGGUACCAUAUUGAACCAUACAGCAUUGGUAGACAAUGAAUAAGCUGUAAUUAGAAUAAAUCAAUGAAAUUGCAAUAAUUCAUAUACUGUAAUUUAUACCAUGGCUACAUUUUAAUCAGUCCUAUACUAUAUAUCAAUUUGUACCAUUAGUACAUUUCAGUAGUAAUUGCAUUGUAACACACACAAUAUGACAUUUUGGUGUGUGUUUCAGGUGAUAGUGUCAGAGUGUGUGUCCUCCCUCCAUGGUGUGGAGGGGUCAGAGGGCGUGUCCCAGAGGGCUGAUGAGGACAGCUUAUCAGGAGAGAGUCUGGACAGCUUAACACAAGGUACUACAUACAGUGUCCAGAUCCAAAUAUAUUUUCUUUAACACUAGCAUGUACAGUACCAGUCAAAAGUUUGGACACACCUACUCAAGGGUGUUUCUUAAUUUUUACUAUUUUCUACAUUGUAGAAUAAUAGUGAAGACAUCAAAACUAUGAAAUAACACAUAUGGAAUCAUGUAGUAACCCAAAAAGUGAUUAUUCAAAGUAGCCACCCUUUGCCUUGAUGACAGCUUUGCACACUCUUGGCAUUCUCUCAACCAGCAUCAUGAGGUAGUCACCUGGAAUGCAUUUCAAUUAACAGGUGUGCCUUGUUAAAAGUUAAUUUGUGGAAUUUCUUUCCUUCUUAAUGCGUUUGAGCCAAUCAGUUGUGUUGUGACAAGGUAGGGGUGGUAUACAGAAUAUAGCCCUAUUUGGUAAAAUACCAAGUCCAUAUUAUGGCAAGAACAUCUAAAAUAAUCAAAGAGAAAUGAUAGUCCAUCAUUACUUUAAGACAUUAAGGUCAGUCAAUCCGGAAAAUUUCAAGAACUUUUAAAGUUUCUUCAAGUGCAGUCGCUAUGAUGAAAUUGUCUCUCAUGAGGACCGCCACAGGAAAGGAAGACCCAGAGUUACCUCUGCUGCAGAUGAUAAAUUCAUUAGAGUUAACUGCACCUCAGAUUGCAGCCCAAAUAAAUGCUUCACAGAGUUCAAGUAACAGACACAUCUCAACAUCAACUGUUCAGAGGAGACUGCGUGAAUCAGGCCCUCAUGGUCGAAUUGCUGCAAAGAAACCACUACUAAAGGACACCAAUAAGAAGAAGAGACUUGGUUGGGCCAAGAAACACGAGCAAUGGACAUUAGACCGGUGGAAAUCUGUCCUUUGGUCUGAUGAGUCCAAAUUUGAGAUUUGUGUUUAACACUUUUUUGGUUACUACAUAACUCCAUAUGUGUUAUUUCAUAGUUUUGAUGUCUUCACUAUUAUUCUACAAUGUAGAAAAUAGUAAAAAUAAAGAAAAACCCUUGAAUGAGUAGGUGUGUCUAAACUUUUGACUGGUACUGUAUAUACAGUAAUUGUUGAACACAUUUAGUGCUGAUCUUGUACAGUAAGUGUCACUUAAUCAUAUUUCAUUCCCAGACAUUCUUUAUGUGUUUCUGUAAAUGUCACAGAGCCCCACUGACUCCAAAGCACCAUUGAUAAUGAAGCCCAAAUAGUUUCUGUAGUGUCAGGUUAUGUCCCAAAUGGUACCCUAUUCCCUAUUACAUCAGGAAUAGGGUGCCAUUCUUGACGCAGCCUCAAUCUUGUCAAGACUGUCUUGUCAUUCACACCUAACCCUGUCUGUCCUAAUAGACGUAGGCUCACAGUGCAACCAAUCUCCAUCCCCCCGCCCCCCCACCGACACCGCCAUCCCUGCCAACUGGAGUCGCCAUCUCAUGCAACAAACGCUCAUGGAUGAGGGGCUGCGAUUGGCUACGAUGGUGUCACAUGACCGCGCUGGCAAGAUCAGCCUUAGGUCAGAGGGGACAUAUACCACAGGUGACUUUCUGAACAAUGGCUUACAAACAUUCUCAUUCUCAUCUUUUUCAGGCCUAAAAAGUGGUGUUAUGUUGAGACGAGUCCGUCCCACAACAUUUGUUGUGUAGAUUUGGCUACAUGUCUCAAUCUCAAAUGAAUAGGAAAGAUAGGCAUUGUCUCAUUUCAUCAUUUUUAAACGGUGCCUAUCAUUCCCAUUCAUUUGAAUUUGAGACAUACAGCAGAAUCGAGCUAAAUCAACGCAACAAAUGUUGUGGGACAUUGACUUCUCCUGAUAUUAAACCACUUUCAAGGUCUGAAAACAUUGGACAAACUUAGAUUUUGAAGUGAAUUAUCACUUUAACAUACUGUCCCUGUAGCCAGUAUUGUUGUCUAGGGUGAUGCCUCCCACUAUCCAGAGCUGUUUCACUAGCUGGGACUGGAGAAGAGAAAAAGGAGAAAAAUUAGUUGGGGGAUAGAGAGGGGAGGCUGAGGAGGGACCUUUCAGCUACAAUUUAGAUUAGAAAACCAUACUGAAAGUUGACAUGGAUGUCAGUACAGUCAAAUUGCCAUGAGGUCUUGUAGCAUACGUUAAUAAUAGUGACACUUAAACUGAUUGUACUUAACCCUUUCCCCUGUCACAUCUUAUCAUGCAUCAUUACAAUGUAAAGGUGAAGCCAUUCAGAUGUUAAUAAAGCUACUGUGCCGUAGCACUGGGCUGUCACAGUAGGCAGGGUGGAGAAGAUACAGGGAGAUAGAGAGAGAGUGGGAGAGAAAGAGUGGGAGAUAGAAAGAGAGAGAAUAAUGGUGGGGGGGGCAGAGGAAGGGCUGUGGAGGCGGUAGAAACGGAACCCCCCCUCACCAGCUGACGUCACAUUGUGUUAGGCGUGUGGGCUGAAGGGCGGGAUGGAUUGAGAAAGGGGGCUAACGAGUGGGCGGUAAUUGGAGUGGCGUUGCAUUGACUCACCAGGCGACAGAGAACAAAAAUAAAAACCUGUGGGCAGGGAAAUGGCACAGGCUUUUUUUUUUCUACCUCUUCCUCGACUUCUUAAGUAAAGGGGAUAAACAACCAAAAUGACAUGUUUCAUCUCUCUAUGACGUCGGUCUCCCUCUCGCUUCCCCUCCGUCGUCCAUUGUUCUUCUCACUCACCCUGGUUUCCUUCUCCUUUUCUGUCACACUCACUCAACGCAACACGACUUGUCUUCUCUGACUGUACUGACUCCAUCUACAGUAUUAUCCUAUUAGCCUAUAAGUGGGUUCACAUUCUGUCAGACAAAACCAAUCUACUAUACAUUAAUUGGUGUACAGUUGACUAUAUCAAUCACUCAAAGGUUCAGGGGGAGUAAUAAUGUAUUGUCAUCAUAUUGUCUCAGUCGGCCAUAUAGGCUAACAGCCCUUAUCGUUCCUCUUCCAGACUUUGAGGUCAAGGUGGAGAGGAGGAGCUCAGUAGCAGUGUGCAGCAGCAGCAGCCCUGGCAGCACCAAAGAUGACUCGGACCGCAGGGGAAAGUAG